Molecule: messenger RNA, 1117 nt
Organism: Amoebophrya sp. A120
Lineage: Eukaryota; Dinophyceae; Syndiniales; Amoebophryaceae
Source: the annotation of a GenBank genome assembly
AUGUACUUAGUAAUACUCACGAAUGCAUCAAAUGCCGACUUUGGUUGUAACCACAAACUAGCAGCUGCGGUCACGUCAACCUCAGCUACGUUGAUUCGAAGCCGCCGCGCAAAGUGUAUAAAAGUACAACUAGAGCCAAGGUACAACAGGUGGUCCAUGGAGCAAUCAAUAUUGAUGUUUCAUGAUAUUGGUGGGUUAGAUCUACUAGUUUUAGAUGAUGUACACGAAUCAAAAUGGUGGACGACACUGCCACUUUUUGCGUUUCUUCUGCAUGGAUCUUUUCCCGCUAGUAGACGAAGGGCUGGAAUAAAUAAGAUCGAUGACCAACACUCGUUUGCGAAACAGAGUCGGUGGCUUUCUCCGGUAGUUUUUCCACCGAAGUAGAAGCAACAACCAAAAAUGUUUGUCAUGGUAUAAAAAUGCGCCUCGUUUUUGUUUUAGUAUUCGCACGGACGACAGUGGUCGUAGCGGUAGCACAAAAUAACCCAGACUACGACAAGUUUGUAAAAGUUCUUAGAAGCAACUUUUUGUAAACGUCGAGGUGUAGUAGAUGAACUGAAAAUUUACAAAAAUUUUUUAGGAUUUCUUAGUGUGUUUGAAAAUAAACUCAAUCAGGAAACAACAACAAGCUGGUCUCUACUGUACAGCUGUUUCCUGCAGCGCAGCUGUGAUUGUUGCUUGGACUCGCAUCUUACGUAAACAUUUUCAACAGCACAUGGAACUUUCGACCUCUCACGAUUUUUUUAAAGAUGAAAAAAAAACCUGAACAAAAAUAUUGGUCGUGCUGCUGGUGUUUCACCAAGUUUAGGCUCCUGUUUCGUGCUUGUCUUCGCAGAAAAAGAGGCGGAAAUGAAAAUUCCUUGGCAUUGUUCUAUUUUUCGCGACUUAUCACGAAAAAUCUGCGGCGUGUGAACAUUUUCAAUUUCCACUUUUCCACCUUCCGGAGUCAAUGUUUCUUGACCGCCGGCCGAGAUCCACGUAGGCUACGUUAUUACAGAACGUCCGGGUCUCUUCUGACCAUUUGGUUGUAAGAUUUAGAUUUUCAUUUUGGUUGUACACAAGACAAGGUAACAACAGAACGAGCACGAUACACCAGUUUUGAGCUGCUGUUGAAUUG